AUGCACAACCGAGCCGUUAACCGGAAUGAAACAGCAAAGGAGAACCAGGGCUAUGCCACGACUCAAGAGCCGCAGAUCACACCGACACCGCCUGCCUGUGUCUCCACACACACAGAGAACCCCCACUCACGACCCACCACUACCCAAGACAAAGAGUCACACUCAGAGGGCCUAUGCUCAACAUACGGCUGGCGGAGCCAAGAUGGACGCUCACCACGUUAA
This is a messenger RNA of Pelobates cultripes (western spadefoot toad), 222 nucleotides long. The record is from the annotation of a GenBank genome assembly. Lineage: Eukaryota; Metazoa; Chordata; Amphibia; Anura; Pelobatidae.